Molecule: messenger RNA, 1686 nt
Organism: Moesziomyces antarcticus
Lineage: Eukaryota; Fungi; Basidiomycota; Ustilaginomycetes; Ustilaginales; Ustilaginaceae
Product: vacuolar protein 8
Exons: 2
Coding region: 1-1686 (561 amino acids)
Biological process (GO): vacuole inheritance; nucleus-vacuole junction assembly
Cellular component (GO): fungal-type vacuole membrane
Molecular function (GO): protein binding; protein-membrane adaptor activity
Source: RefSeq, a predicted model, not a curated record
AUGGGUAACGUUUGCAGUUGUUGCGGCUGCGGCUCCUCCAGGAACGCCAACUACGAGCCGCUCCUGCUCGACAACGAGCGAGAUGCCGUCGCGGAUCUGCUGCAGUACCUUGAGAACCGCUCCGAAACCAACUUCUUCACUGGCGACCCGCUGCGAGCAUUAUCCACGCUCUCGUUCAGCGACAAUGUGGACCUGCAGCGCAGCGCCGCGCUCGCCUUUGCCGAGAUCACGGAAAAGGAGGUGCGCGAGGUCGGCCGCGACACGCUCGAGCCCAUCAUGUUCCUCCUGCAGAGUCACGACGUCGAGGUGCAGCGCGCCGCCAGUGCCGCGCUCGGCAACCUCGCCGUCAAUGCCGAGAACAAGCUGCUCAUCGUCAAGCUCGGCGGCCUCGAGCCCUUGAUCCGCCAGAUGCUCAGCCCAAACGUCGAAGUGCAGUGCAACGCCGUCGGCUGCAUCACCAACCUCGCCACCCACGACGACAACAAGACCAAGAUCGCCAAGUCGGGCGCAUUGGUUCCGCUCACGCGCCUGGCUCGAUCCAAGGACAUGCGUGUGCAGCGCAACGCCACGGGUGCGCUGCUCAACAUGACGCACAGCGACGAGAACCGCCAGCAGCUCGUCAAUGCCGGCGCCAUCCCCGUGCUCGUCGGCCUUCUCGGCAGCUCGGACACGGACGUGCAGUACUACUGCACCACCGCGCUCAGCAACAUCGCCGUCGACGCGGCCAACCGCAAGAAGCUCGCGCAGACCGAGCCUCGACUCGUGCAAAACCUCAUCGGUCUCAUGGAGAGCUCGUCGCUCAAGGUGCAGUGCCAGUCGGCGCUCGCGCUGCGUAACCUCGCGUCGGACGAAAAGUACCAGAUCGAGAUUGUGCGCUCCAACGGCUUGCCGCCUCUGCUGCGACUGCUGCGCUCGUCGUUCCUGCCGCUCAUCCUGUCGGCGGCGGCGUGCGUGCGCAACGUGUCGAUCCAUCCGGCCAACGAGUCGCCCAUCAUCGAUGCCGGCUUCCUGCACCCGCUCAUCGACCUGCUCAGCCACGAGGACAACGAAGAGAUCCAGUGCCAUGCCAUCAGCACGCUGCGCAACCUCGCUGCGUCGAGCGAGCGCAACAAGACGGCGAUCGUCGAGGCGGGCGCGGUGGAGCGCAUCAAGGAGCUCGUGCUCAACGUGCCGCUGAGCGUGCAGAGCGAGAUGACGGCGUGUGCGGCCGUGCUGGCGCUGUCCGAGGACCUCAAGCCGCAGCUGCUCGAGAUGGGCAUCUGCGAGGUGCUCAUCCCGCUCACCGCGUCGCCCUCGGUCGAGGUGCAGGGCAACUCGGCGGCGGCGCUGGGCAACCUCUCGUCGAAAUCCGACGACUAUGCGCCGUUCAACGCGGUGUGGAACCAGCCCGAGGGCGGCCUGCACGGCUACCUGGUGCGCUUCCUCGAGUCGCACGACUCGACCUUCCAGCACAUUGCGGUGUGGACGAUUGUGCAGCUGCUCGAGUCGGGCGAUGGGCAGCUGGAGGACAACAUCCGCAGCUCCGAGCAGCUGCUGCCGCUCAUCCAGCACCUCGCCUCGCUCUCGGCCGACCAGAGCGCCGAGGACGAGAGGACCGACGGCUCGGACGACGGCACGAGUGCCGAGGGCGAGAUCUCGUCGCUUGCCAGGCGCAUCCAGGAGAUGAUCCUCGAGCCGCAGCAGUGA